Molecule: messenger RNA, 7536 nt
Organism: Penicillium cosmopolitanum
Lineage: Eukaryota; Fungi; Ascomycota; Eurotiomycetes; Eurotiales; Aspergillaceae
Product: type I polyketide synthase
Exons: 10
Coding region: 1-7536 (2511 amino acids)
Biological process (GO): fatty acid biosynthetic process; secondary metabolite biosynthetic process
Molecular function (GO): 3-oxoacyl-[acyl-carrier-protein] synthase activity; phosphopantetheine binding; oxidoreductase activity
Source: RefSeq, a predicted model, not a curated record
AUGGAGACGAAGACUACGCCACUCGCCAUCAUUGGGAUGGCCUGCCGGUUCUCUGGUGGCGCCUCAAGCCCAGAAAAACUCUGGCAGCUAUGUGUGGAUGGAAAAAGUGCUUGGAAAGCGAUUCCUCGGUCUCGAUUUUCACAGAAAGAACUGCAUCACCCAGAUAACCAGAAACAAGGAACGACAAACGUUGAAGGUGGUCACUUCUUGGAGGAAGAUAUAUCACUUUUUGAUGCAGCUUUCUUCAACUUCUCAUCGGAAGUGGCUAGUACUAUGGACCCGCAAUUCAGACUUCAACUGGAAACUGUGUAUGAAGCACUUGAAAGUGCUGGAAUUCCACUGGAGAAGAUUGCGGGCUCUCGCACUUCUGUCUACGCGGGCGCUUUCUUCCGCGACUAUCACGAUUGCUUGAUGCGUGAUCCAUCCACAUUGUCCCGUUUCUUCAUGACUGGGAACGGAUCAGCCAUGGCGUCAAAUCGAAUCUCCCACUUUUAUGAUCUGCGAGGACCGAGUAUGACUGUCGACACCGGUUGCUCAACGACCCUGACGACAUUGCAUCUAGCAUGUCAGAGUCUUCGUAAUGGAGAGUCGGACGUAUCUAUCGUUGCUGGAUCAAAUAUCUUACUGAACCCGGACAUGUUUGAGUCGAUGUCGAGCCUAGGAUUUCUGUCACCAUCCGGGAAGUCCUACGCGUUUGACCACCGUGCGUCGGGUUAUGGACGAGGUGAAGGAAUCGCUACCUUGAUCGUGAAGCCUCUGGACAGUGCACUGCGAGAUGGAGACCCCAUCCGAGCCGUCAUUAGAGAAACAGCCCUAAACCAAGAUGGGUGGACGCCGACUAUUACUUCACCUAGCCAAACAGCCCAACGAGAUCUAAUUCGAUCAUGCUACCAAAAGGCUGGUCUUGACCCCCUGGACACGAGCUAUGUAGAGGCACAUGGAACUGGAACGCCGGCUGGAGAUCCUGUGGAAGCAGCUGCACUUAGCUCCGCUCUUAAUCGAAAUCGACCGUCCGAGAAUCCUCUAUUUAUUGGCUCUGUGAAGGCAAACAUCGGCCAUACAGAAACGGCCAGUGGACUAGCGAGCAUCAUCAAAGUGGUCAUGGCGCUUGAAAAGGGCUACAUUCCGCCGAGUGCCAACUUCGAAAAGCCGAACAAGGACAUUAAUAUGAAUUCAUUAAACAUAGAGAUUCCAACUUCAGUGAGACCCUGGCCGCAAGAUCUUCGAAGGGCAUCUGUCAAUAACUUCGGGUACGGGGGCGCCAACGCGCAUGUUAUUCUUGAAUCGCCUGGGACCUUCUCAAACAUUACAACUCAGCCCGUCUACGAGAGCAAUGAGUUGGAAAACAGGCUUUUCGUCCUCAGCGCUAAGGAUGAAGUGGCUGUGUCAAGGAUGGCAUCUAUGAUGGGGAAGCACCUUCGCGGCCUCACUUUGGAGGAUGAGAGCGCGUACAUGCGCCAUCUAGCUUUCACUCUCGGGCGGCGUCGCUCAAAUCUCCCAUGGAAAGCGACAUACUUGGCAUCGACUAAGGACCAGUUAAUUGAAAGUCUAGAUCAUGGCCAGGUUGCUCCUCAGCAGGCAACUCAGCAACCCCGACUUGGCUUUGUAUUCACCGGACAAGGCGCACAGUGGUAUGCAAUGGGCCGGGAGCUUACCGACGCUUAUCCUGUAUUCAAGAACGCGCUCCUUGAAGCAGAUGAGCAUCUGAAGAGCUUUGGCGCGGAAUGGUCAAUUAUUGAGGAGCUCGGUCGCGAUGAGGCUACUAGCAAGGUUAACUCCGCAAUGAUGAGUCUUCCACUUUGUACCGCCCUACAGAUCGCUUUGGUGAAAUUGUUGCGUUCUUGGAAUAUUUUGCCGACAGGUGUCACUGGCCAUUCAAGUGGUGAAGUUGCUGCCGCUUUCACAGCCGGUGCGAUCGACGUGCGAUCUGCUAUGGCAAUUGUUUACAUGCGAGGGGCACUCACAACAAGCUUCCAGCAAAAGAUUGGGUCUGGCCGCGGAGGAAUGGUGGCAGUAGGUCUCGGAAAAGAAGCCACCGAGGCAUACAUUGCCAAUUUGGUGACUGGGCGUGUUGUUGUGGCCUGUGUCAACAGCCCCGACAGCGUGACCGUCUCUGGGGAUAUCGCAGAAAUCAAGGAGUUGGAAUCGCAACUUAAGGCGGAUGGGGUAUUCUAUCGCGUGCUGAAGGUCGAGGCUGCCUAUCACUCACACCACAUGCAGCCUUUCGCAGAUGAGUAUUUGGCGGUGCUACAGCAAAUUCUGACUCAUGGCCAAUUCGAUAGCGAGAUCAUAUAUUCAUCGCCGGUCACAGGUACCUGGGCUGGUGGGGAUGAAGUGAGCCGCGCAGAGCACUGGGUCCAGAAUAUGCUUCAGCCUGUUCUCUUCCUUGAUUCCCUGACCAAUCUGUGUCUGUCCAGUGAGUCGCAACAGCAAAUCGACGUGAUACUCGAGGUGGGCCCACACAGUGCCCUCGCAGGCCCAAUACGACAAACCAUGGGUCUCCCUGCGUUCGAAGGGAAGGGUGCUUCUUACUUUUCCUGUUUGUCGCGUGGCAAAAAUGCGGUGGAAACUAUGCAGACACUUGCCGCGAGUUUGUAUGGCCGAGGUUCCAGCGUUGAUCUGGGCGCUGUAAAUUUCCCCAUUUCGCAUAAUGACCUCAAGGUGCUUCCCAAUCUCCCGUCCUAUCCAUGGAAUCACGAACACUGCCAUUGGGCCGAGCCCCGUUUGAAUAGGGAACAUCGAUUGCGCAAGGAGAAGUACCACGACCUACUUGGUAGCCCGCUCACAGGAUGCAACACGUUCUCCCCAAAUUGGCGUCAUAUAAUCCGCCUCUCUGAUAUACCUUGGCUUCGAGACCAUAAGGUGCAGGGCAAUAUCAUUUACCCUGGUGCCGGAUACAUAUGCAUGGCCAUUGAAGCUCUAAGCCAGUUAACUCGAGGCGAUAGCAACACGAUACAAAGCGUCAGUCUAAAGGAUGUCGAGAUAUUAAGUGCAUUGAUCAUUCCAGAAAACGACACGGGUGUUGAGGUCCAUCUGGCAUUGCACGAAGGUUCGGGGAAAAUGCUCACUCGCCAGCCUUGGCAAACUUUCCACGUUUAUUCUUGCGACAGUACCGGGAAAUGGACAGAGCACUGCAAAGGACUUAUCGCCCGCGACCAAGAUAUGGAGCCCUCACUUGGGAGCAUCAGCAACAAUGACAACAUGUACCUUCGACGACUCAGCCCCAAUGAGCUUUAUCGUGUACUGCAAACAAAGGGUGUUUAUCAUGGCAACGCCUUCCAGAAUCUUUUGUCGAUUCAGUCCUGUCAAGGUCUCUCCAAGAGUGCAUUUCGAGUUGCCGAUACAGCAUUCUCGAUGCCAUGUGGUGUCGAGGAACCUCACAUUUUACACCCAACCACUCUUGAUUCGAUUUUCCAGGCUGUAUACAGCUCAUUGCCAAGCACUGCACUCAAAGAAGACGCGGCUAUGGUACCCCGGUCAUUCAAGCGAAUGGAUAUUCGAACCACAAUUUCGAGCACGCCUGGUCAUAUCUUCGAAGCACGAGCUGCCCUGCAUCGAGUCGACAAACAGGGCAUGAGAUCCUCCGUGAUAGUUUCUAACGGAGAUAGCCCAGAUCCAGUACUGACUGUGGAUGGCUUAUACUACCAAUCGCUCGGAAAGUCGGCACAGAUAGAUGGGGGAAAAGAUGAUGGCCAACACCAUUACACAAUGCAAUGGGCACCGGAUAUAUCUUUCCCGAUCCCUAGGACCCUCAAGACAGCUCUUCAAUUUGCUCCAGACUUCGAUGAAAUUGAGACCAUUCGAGGGAUUAGAGAAGCCUGCUUCUAUUUCAUGCAAUGCGCGCUAGCUGAUCUCCCGGAAGACAGAAUCCUGAAAUUUAACUGGCACCAACAGCGGCUACAUUCAUGGAUGAAGGUGCAAGUCAAAUUGGCCAACUUGGAUGGAUUUGGACCCACAAGUUCUGAAUGGUUUAUUCGAUCCUUGGCACACCAGCAGCGCGUGAUCAAUCAAGUUCGAACUUCCAGCGUUGACGGCGAGAUGGUUUGUCGAAUUGGUGAGAGUCUUUCAUUAAUCCUGAAAGGCGAGGUGGCUCCCCUCCAACUCAUGAUGGAGGAUGAUUUACUCUCCGAUUAUUAUGCACGAGCCGUCAGAUGGAAACGCUCUUACUAUCAGAUCCAACAAUUGACUCGUCUCUACUCCCACAAGAAUCCCCGAGGGAAAAUUUUGGAGAUCGGAGCUGGAACUGGUGGAUGCACGGAGGUUGUCCUUGAUGCACUCAAAGAAGAAGUCACCUCUGGCUCGCAUUACCGGUGUGCUACCUACGACUUUACUGAUAUAUCCUCGGGGUUCUUCGAGGCCGCCAGCGAGAGGUUUUCGGAGGUGCGGCAUUUGAUGGAAUUCAAGAAAUUGAACAUCGAAGAGGACCCGUCGGCACAAGGAUUCCAAAGCAACGGCUAUGAUCUUGUUAUUGCUAGUCAAGUCUUGCAUGCGACCAAAAAUAUCAGUCGCACACUGGAAAAUGCUAGAAAGCUGCUUCGUCCUGGCGGAAAGCUUCUUUUAGUGGAAAUCACACAAGAUGAGAUUGAUCUGCAGCUAAUAUUUGGAACUUUGCCUGGGUGGUGGCUAGGAGAGGAAGCCGAACGCCAGUCAAGUCCUUCACUUACCAUCCCUGAAUGGCGGACGGCAUUGAAGAGCACUGGGUUUGAUGGGAUUGACCUAGAGCUACAUGACUGCGAGGACGAAGAAUUCUACGUUUUCAGUGUUAUCAUGGCGAGUGCAGCCACCCCUGAGCCCGCCAGAUACCCAGCAAUCACCAUCGUAUACAAAGAGAUGCCACCAACCAAGUGGUUGAGCAAACUCAGCGAAUCUCUAGAAGAACUGACAACUUUUAAGCCAGAUAUCCAACGACUUGGUGACUUUGAUGCCGAGGGUAGAACAUGUUUGUUCUUGGGGAAAAUGCACGAGGCUCUCCUAGACGAACCAGAACCAUCAGAGUUUGAACUCAUAAAAUCGCUUCUCAUCCAGGCCGCUGGUGUUCUUUGGUUAUCACGCGGCAGUACAAUUCAUUGUGAAAGGCCACACAACAGUCUGCACACUGGCCUAUUACGCACCCUCCGAGCGGAAUACAGCAACAAAGUCUUAGCCUCCCUUGACUUCGACCCAAUUACUGCGAGAUGGUCGGCGAGUGUUAUCUCGAUAAUACUGGAUGUUGUUCAAAGACGAUUCUCUCUGGGACAAGGCUCAAGUCAUCUGGACAAUGAGUAUGCUGAGCGCGAUGGAAUAAUGUGUGUACCACGUGUUUUCGAGAUUGACGAUGAGAGCACAAAGUCUGCCCUUGGGGUCGACAGCCACGAGAAGAAAACACAGUUGUUCCAUCAAUCGACUCAGAAGUUGCGCCUUCAAGUCGGAACCGCUGGCCUUCUUGACACCUUGGGCUUCGAGGCCGAGCCUAUGCAAAUAAGCGAAGUUUCGCAGGACUUCGUGGAGAUUGAGCCCAAGGCAUUUGGCUUGAAUUUCCGAGAUGUCAUGGUUUCAAUGGGCCAACUGAGUGCGGAAAUCAUGGGUUUCGAAUGCAGUGGUGUUGUAACACAGGUAGGCUCAAUAGCGUCUGAAAAUGGAUUCAAGGCUGGAGACCGCGUAUGUGCUCUCAUGCGAGGUCACUGGGAAAAUCGCACACGCCUACAUUGGACCAGCGUGGCUACCAUCCCGGACAACAUGACUUUUGAAGUCGCUGCAUCUAUACCCAUGGCAUUUACAACAUCAUACUAUGCCCUCUAUGACACUGCGCGUCUUGAAUUCGGCGAGACUGUGUUAAUCCACGCAGCAGCAGGAGGAGUUGGUCAAGCUGCAAUUACCCUGGCCCAGAGGAUAGGGGCAGAGGUUUUUGUAACCGCUGGAUCGUCUGAGAAGCGGGAGUACCUCGCAAGUCAUUUUGGUAUUCCUGAAGAUCACAUUUUCUCCAGUCGCGAUACCGGUUUCGCAUCUCAAAUAAUGGAAAUGACCGGCGGGAAGGGUGUUGAUGUUGUCCUGAACUCCUUAGCCGGUGAGCUCCUUCAACGCACCUUCAACUGUGUCGCCCCUUUUGGGCGAUUUGUUGAAAUUGGGAAACGCGACUUGGAGCAAAACAAUCAGUUAGAGAUGAACGCUUUCACUCGUCAUAUAUCCUUUUCCAGCAUUGAUCUCAUCGCUCUUGGGGAGCACAAGGGUUCAACAGUAUCACGCAUCAUGAACGAUACCAUGCGUCUGAUCAAAGAGGAAAAUCUCCAACUCGUUCAGCCUAUUACCACCUACCCCAUCACCAGAAUUCAAGAAGCCUUCCGCAUGCUGCAAGCGGGCAGACAUAUUGGAAAAAUGAUUGUGAUCCCUGGCCCGGAAGAUCGAGUCAACGUUCUUUUGUCUGAGUGGUCCCUUCAUCUCAACUCUGAAUCAACCCAUCUUGUCAUUGGCGGAAUGGGUGGAGUUGGACGAUCGAUCUGCGAAUGGCUUGUCCAAAGAGGCGCCCGGAAUUUGAUCAUCAUGUCCAGGAAUGCAGAUCAGCAGGGACAACACAGUGUCUACCUGAAAUCACUCCGGGCAUUGGGGUGCAAGGUAGCUGUCACUAGCUGCGAUAUAUCGAACAAAAAUGAUCUCAAGCAUACUCUAGAGCGGUGCUUAGAAUCGAUGCCUCCUCUUCAAGGGGUCAUCCACAGCGGUAUGGUACUUCAGGAUACUGUCUUUGAAAAAAUGUCGAUUGCGGAAUAUACCAAGGCUGUACAGCCAAAAGUCCAGGGUACCUGGAACCUGCACCAAGUGCUAUCCGACGUCGAUCUCAAUUAUUUCAUAAUGUUAUCUUCCCUGAAUGGUAUCACAGGCAAUGUGAGUCAAGCAAACUAUUCCUCUGGGAAUAGCUUCCAAGAUGCAGUAGCCCGACAUCGCAGCGCACGCGGGCUACCAGCAGUUGCCAUUGAUCUCGGAAUGGUUCGUGGUGUGGGAUAUGUGGCGGAAACGGAAGGGGUGGCCGAUCGGCUGGAACGCAUGGGCUUCCGCGCCGUGGAUGAAGAAGAAGUCCUCCAUCUCAUCGAGGGUGCGAUCUUGAGCCCGAUUAGAUCUGUCACUGACUCACAAAUUCUCACCGGGUUCAAUCCUCACCAUCGAAUUGACGACACAAACUUGUUUUGGGCGAGGGACCCAAAACUGAGUGGCGUCUUGCGCGCCACAGGCAUCAAAUCGAAGGCGCGGUCAAACCGAGUUGAUGAUUUGAUGGAUCUCCGCGAAAGAUUACUCGAGUUGUCUACUGACUCCGAGCGGGCGACAGUGCUGGAGACUGGCAUCGUGCGCAAGCUGGCGGCAAUGUUUUUUGUCGAAGAAGAGAGCAUCCAAGCGGGCGAAUCUCUGGCCAAAUAUGGUGUUGAUUCACUGGUGGCCGUAGAACUACGUAACUGGCUCGGUAUCCAGUUGGCGAUAGAGGUAUCGAUUUUCGAUAUCAUGCAAAGUGCCUCUGUGAAGGAGUUGGCCAGCAGUCUGGUGACAAAAUGGGUCGCUGCCAGUUCAGCUUAA